UAUCCACAUCUUCUCCGAUCAACACAGCUGCGGAAGCAAAUUGCCACAUUGUCUCAAGUCUUAAGUCUAACGGAAAACGAAAUGGAUAUUGUGGCCAAAUUCCUUGGCCAUGAUAUAAGGAUCCAUAGGGAAUUCUAUCGACUACCAGAUGAAACCCUGCAGGUUGCCAAGGUGUCCAAGCUUCUCCUUGCAAUGGAAAAUGGCACGUUCUUGAAAUGCAAAGGAAAGAACUUGGAAGACAUUGAUGUCAACCUUGAUGAAGACAUUGUGCUUGAAGGAGAGAGUGACUCCGAUGACGAUGAUGAUAGAGACAAGUCUAACAUUCCAGAGAUUGAUCUUGAGGAGGAGAGUGAUGAUGAAGACGAUGAGUCUUACUUUCCAGAAGAAGAAAAAAAGAAAAAGGGCAUUAAGCAGAGUAGAAAAGGUACAAAUCUUGAAUUCCAUACUAUAUUAUGUUAUGUGUGA
Lineus longissimus is the source of this 465-nucleotide messenger RNA. RefSeq lists its product as uncharacterized. The coding region runs from base 82 to 465 and encodes 127 amino acids. Lineage: Eukaryota; Metazoa; Nemertea; Pilidiophora; Heteronemertea; Lineidae. The transcript has 4 exons. The record is from RefSeq and is a predicted model, not a curated record.